AUGAAGUCUCUAAGUGAACUUUGUGAAAUAACUCUGAUGAGAAACCAUUCACAAUUAGAAGAGGUUAAAAACAUACCAUACAGGCUGAUCCAUAACAUCCUAUGGAAAGUAAAGAUGCCACAGCUUGUUAAACUGGAGAAAAGUAAUGUAUUAUUAGUGUUUGAAGAUGAUGAAAUGUGGCUUAACUUUCUUAAGCAAGAUUUCCCUACAAGUGUUCACGAUAGCUUCAUCACUAAGAAAGAUGAUAUUAAGCAGUACUAUUUGAACUUUAUUAAUGAUAACGAACCUGAAAUAUUGGACACUGAUGCAGAACUGAUCAAAAUGUACUUCAGAUCAGUUCUUAAAAAAGAUCUCAACAAGAACAAGUACAAGGUCCCCUAUAGAAUGUUAUACCAAAGGUAUCAAGAAGAUGUUGUGAAGAAGCAGGAAAAAUGUACUGAAAGACUGCGAUUACAAAUGAAGCAGCUGCAACAAGAAAGGGAGAAAAACCAGACGGUCGUUGUGGAUCAGUCGUUCUAUUUACAGAAUCAACCAAAAAGAUCGAAUAGCCGAAUGCCAUACAAAGACCGCCAACACUCAGAACUGUUUAGGAAAAGUGUCAAGGACCACGGAUCAAGACUGCGACAUUUCAAAAGCGGUGGUUUUGAUAUCGCUAAGAGACAUUCAACGAGAGUUGCAUUUGGGGGUGCCGCUGGCGAUACUGCCAAUGACACAAGAAAUGAGACAAGGCAGGGACCAUUACAGACAAAUAGCACUCCCGUACAACCGCCAAAAAGUCCCGUACAAAAGAGAAGAGUCGAUCCACCAAGUAUAUUCCUGCAGAGGAAGAAGCCUAGUCACGCGAGGCCGUCACAGGAUAGUAUACAACAACCGUCACAGCCGAUAACACAAGCAUCUAAUUCCAAUCGAAAGACUGGUCAUAAGAAGAAGUCCGCCAUUUUUUCUGCACCUGAAUCGAAACCGCCGUCUCAAAAUCAAAACCUACCAAGCAAGAGUAAAGAUUCACAAAUGGUUUACAUUUUUGAUAAAAAGAGGCAACCGUAA
Zygosaccharomyces rouxii is the source of this 1044-nucleotide messenger RNA. RefSeq names its product elongin A (gene ELA1). The transcript has a single exon. The coding region runs from base 1 to 1044 and encodes 347 amino acids. Gene Ontology annotation, biological process: transcription elongation by RNA polymerase II. The record is from RefSeq and is a predicted model, not a curated record. Gene Ontology annotation, cellular component: elongin complex; nucleus. NCBI's taxonomy places the organism in Eukaryota, Fungi, Ascomycota, Saccharomycetes, Saccharomycetales, Saccharomycetaceae.